AUGCAGAUCUUCAUCAUAUUUCAGACUAUGAUGGUUGCCGGGCUUAUGGCUAUGCCCCUCAAAAUACAUGGAAUCCGCUCACUUGCAAACCACGUCAUCAAUGACAAGACUUCGAAAAUGACGGAGAGGAUGAAUGAGCAGACUAGCAGGAACAAGGAAGGGAAUCAAUUUUUGCAUGACAAAAAUUCUGGAAAUUUAACCAGCAUGACUGCUAUUAAUAGCAAUUCUUCAGUCAAGAGGUUGGCUCGAAUUCUCUCAGUCCCAUCAGUUUAUUUGAGUCGUGUCAUGAGUGGGCCAGAGCCACAGACAAAGCAUGUGAGGAGAGCUCUCCAUCAAACUCCUUCGGGGUUUCGUCUUGACGGGAAACACAAAUUUCCUUACUUUAACCAAAAAUCGAUUUCUCACCUGAAUCGACUCAUGAGCAGUUUUCAACCAUCUUCCUCAAAACAUCGUCUUUCUCAGCCCUACGACAAUCGAAAUUCCCGGCUUCCGAUAAAAUUUAAGCAUAGCUCCACAUGA
This is a messenger RNA of Blumeria graminis f. sp. triticale, 519 nucleotides long. NCBI's taxonomy places the organism in Eukaryota, Fungi, Ascomycota, Leotiomycetes, Helotiales, Erysiphaceae. The record is from the annotation of a GenBank genome assembly.